Messenger RNA from Entrophospora candida, 1638 nucleotides. NCBI's taxonomy places the organism in Eukaryota, Fungi, Glomeromycota, Glomeromycetes, Entrophosporales, Entrophosporaceae. The record is from the annotation of a GenBank genome assembly.
AUGAUUAUUGGGAAUGUUGAUAAUUUUAAACAAAGUAAUUUAACAAAAGAAAAAAAAAGUGACAAUAAUAUGAUAAUAAAGCGUAAAGAAUACGAAGAGUCAAGAAUAAAAGUUAGAGCAGUCACAUCAAAGAAUAGUGAUAGUAACAAGGAAACAAAUCCUUUGAAAUCCGAUAAUCCAAAACCAACAAGUGACCCUCCUCCAUCUUCUAACGAUCUUCCCACCAUAUCAAAAACAAUCAAAUCAGAUACACCUGUAACAACUGAUGAUAGACAAUCUCCUGCCACACCAACAACCGAUGGUACACAAUUUCCAACCAUAUCAAUUACUGAUACUUUUACGAGUGUUACUGCUACUAGAAUUGUAUCAGAAACAACAUCAUCAGAUGAUAAUACGAAUGCCAUUAACACAGUCAAUACCCCUAUAGAAACUGAUGCCACAUUACUUCCAACCUUAUCGAUACCUGAGAACACCGUGGGUAAUACUGUUACUAAAAUUGUUGAUCCAACACCAACGGCUCCACAAAAUGUUCAGACUCUGAGUCAAUCAAUUAUCAAUUCAACUGAUAAUGAUAAUAGAGUUAUAAAUACCAUACCAACAGCUCAGACAACACCAACACAACCAAUUUCUACAAAUAAUAAUAAUAAUCGAAAUUCUAGCGGUAGUAAUUAUUCAAAAACAGUUGAUAGCAAUCCAUCAUUAUCACCAUCAGAUAGAGACAAUACUCCAACAACUUUAUCUGAUACUUCUCACUUGUCAAAGAUCACGGUGGCAACUAUCAUCGCGAUAGUGGUUAUAACGGCAGGAUUUAGUAUUGGUGUAUUAUUUUUUUUCAAAAAAUUCAAAAAAAAUAACAGUCAAAAUAAUCUAAAUAAUCGUGAUAAUAGUGAUAAUAGUGGUAGGGUAAGAUGGUUUCCAACAAUACUAUCAAGUUUAACCGGAGGUAAUGGUAGGCGACUACGAAGAAAUAAUAAAAACAACAAAGUAAAAGAGGAAGAUAUAUGGAUAUCUAGUUAUAAAAAUACUCUUGAUAAUAGCGAAAACCCCAUCGCUAUACCGAGACCAACUUUAAAAUCGAGGGUUUUAAGUACAAGCAAAAUAAUAAGAAACAACAGUAGUAAUAAUAUUAAGAAAAAAAAAACAAGUAAAAUAAUUGAUGCAGAUGUGUUAUUUGAACAAAACAGUAUAAAUGUUUUUGAUGGAUUUGAUGGUAAUUAUGUUGAUAUUAACGGUGGUGGGGUUGGUGGCGGAAAUUUAUUAAUUGGUUGUACUUGUGGUUCGCAUAGUAAUAAUAAUAGCAAUCAUAGUGGCGGCUUAUUUAAUUGCAAUAGCAGUAACCAUAGUAGAAAUAGUACUCAAAGACCUGUUAACGGAAGUAUAAAUAAUAAUAUUAAAUCUCCAUUGGCAAAUAAACUAUACAAUAGCAGUAAUCUUGCUAGUAAUAAUAGUAUUAUUAGUGAUAUAAACUCACUGGAUUUAAUUUAUUAUGGUGUCAGAAAUAGCAUUUUUGAUUCUGAUAAUAGUGGCGGUGAGAUAAUUCACUAUUUCAAUUCUGGUGAAGGCAGCUAUUCAGAUACUAGUAGUGUAUACCUACCUGCCGAAAGAAACAAUGUGGAUUGGAAUGAUUGUCUGGAGUAA